AAGCGGGCCUAAGCCCGUUGCAUCCUGGCCUCCUUGCGCAUCUCAAUCGCACCUCAGAAACCCUGAGCCUCCUUUCCACCCCUCUCGCGCCUGCCACCCGCCCAUCGCGCCUUCUGCCUGCUGUUUCCUAGCGGCGUCCGCUCACUUCCCGUCCGCACCCUUCGCAUCCCGCAGCCUCGCCGCAUAGUCCCCCCGCCAGACACACGCAAUGGCCGACGAUAAGAAGAACGACGAGUACAUUGAGAUGCCCUCCGUCAAGGAGUUUAGGGCACCUUCGCCCACCGUGCGCCCCUCGCAACGGCCCCACGGAGCGCCUGCAGCUGCAGUCACCGAGAGCCCGCUGUUCGCCAUUCUCGCAUACUGCGGCUCCUCCAUCCUGAUGACGACGACGAACAAAUACGUGCUCUCCGGCGUCGACUUCAACCUGAACUUUUUCCUGCUGGCCGUCCAGUCCGUCGUCUGCGUCGCCGUCAUCUCCACGCUGAAGGCCUCUGGGACCAUCACGUACCGCGACUUCAACAGCGACGAGGCCAAGAAAUGGUUCCCCAUCUCUCUCCUCCUCAUUGGCAUGAUCUACACGAGCACCUGGGCGAUCAAGUACCUGUCGAUUCCCGUCUACACCAUCUUUAAGAACUUGACCAUCAUUCUGAUCGCAUACGGAGAGGUGCUAUGGUUUGGCGGCUCAGUGACGCCCAUGGCCCUGGGCUCCUUCGGCCUGAUGGUGCUCAGCUCCAUCGUUGCCGCCUGGGCUGAUAUCCAGCACGCUUUGACUAGCCACGAAGCGGCCGAUGCUUCCAAGGACGCUGUCUCUACCCUGAACACCGGAUACUUCUGGAUGGCCCUCAACUGCUUUGCGUCUGCUGCCUACGUUCUCGGCAUGAGGAAGCGCAUAAAGCUUACCAACUUCAAGGAUUUUGACACCAUGUACUACAACAACCUCCUAACUAUCCCUAUCCUCCUCAUCGCUUCGCUUCUCGUCGAAGACUGGUCCUCUGCCAACCUGGCCAAGUGCUUCCCACCUGAGCUGCGUAACCGUGUCAUUUCUGUCAUGGUCAUCUCCGGCAUGUGCUCCGUCUUCAUCUCCUACACCUCCGCCUGGUGUGUCCGCGUCACCUCCUCCACCACCUACUCUAUGGUCGGCGCCCUCAACAAGCUCCCCAUCGCCAUCAGCGGUCUCGUCUUCUUUGACGCUCCCGUCACCUUCGGCAGCGUUUCCGCCAUCUUCAUUGGAUUCAUUAGCGGUAUUGUGUACGCCAUCGCAAAGGUCCGCCAGAGCAGCAAGCCCAAGGAGGUUCUGCCCACGACCAACGCCCAGAAGUAAACGCCGGGAUAUUUACCUUAUACAAUUUAAUCGUCGCUUUCGACAGGACUUUUGCGCCCGUUGCGUUACUUCUUUGGCCAUGUUGGAUUGCAUCCAGCGUGAGCCCCCGGGGUUGGUACAGCUGCAAG
Messenger RNA from Paraphaeosphaeria sporulosa, 1449 nucleotides. RefSeq names its product UDP-galactose transporter. Bases 209 to 1321 code for a protein of 370 amino acids. Gene Ontology annotation, molecular function: antiporter activity; GDP-mannose transmembrane transporter activity. Gene Ontology annotation, cellular component: Golgi apparatus. NCBI's taxonomy places the organism in Eukaryota, Fungi, Ascomycota, Dothideomycetes, Pleosporales, Didymosphaeriaceae. The transcript is spliced from 5 exons. The record is from RefSeq and is a predicted model, not a curated record.